AUGAAUACGAUGCUGCCACCUUGGCCUCCUUCUCAAUUUGAUGGUCAUUUGCCUCAUCCAUCUCAGCCUCCGCCUCCAUCUCCACCUCCAUCUCCACCUCCACCUCCACCUGGACCUCCAUCUCCACCUUCCUCAAGAUGCAAUAAGUGUAAGAAAGGUACAGAUGAGGAACAUGUGCAUGACACUUCGGAACCUGGUGGCAAUAGCAACACCAAUGAUGGAGAUAGAAAAAAACGGAAGCGCAAGAAGAAAUCAACAAAUAAAGAAUCAGCUCCUUGGGCCUCGACUUCUUCUGGACAGCAGGAGCAUCAACAAACAGAAACACCCGAAGCAUCAACAAGGAAGAAGCAGAAAGGAAAGGUAGUCAAUGAGGUCUACCGUGUCAGUAGAAGAGAUUUGAAAGAAGAUGCCACUGGAGGUGCUGAACGUUUGAGGAAUGGGAUUGUUAUUCAUGUGCGGGCUUUCAUGGGAGCUUUCAAAGCUGGAACGAUACCGGAUCCACCUACCUCUGCAGAAAUUGCUGCAUUCAAGCAAAGUCAAUCGCUGGGUAGUGACCCUCAUGCAGCUCUCAAACGAUCCCUUACCACAAUCAACACAUCCUCUAUCAAUAUUCUCAAUCAACUUCGAACUUUACGAGAAGAAUGCAAGCUGGCAGGCAGUACAACUGCUUCUAAAAUCGCACAGAUUCCUGAUGAUAAAAUCAAGAUGAUGUUUGCUUGUCUUCAAGAAAGUCUGCACUGUUUCUGUCCAGAUGUCUUUGGCACCCCAACUUCGUAUUAUAACCUAGUUCAUGAGGGUCUUGUGAUGAUUACUUUUACACAGGUAUAUUCCCUCAGUGGAUACAGAUUUCUUGGUAUUGAAAAGGAGUAUGUGGACAACACCCUUCUGGUGCAGAAACUAUAUCGUAGUUUUGUCUUCAGUCGGAUGCGAAAGCUUAUGCGGAGGGAAGCAAAGCAGAAGGGAGGGGUGCAAGAAGACCUAAACUAUACGAAAGUGUAUAAGGAGCGUCGUAAUUUUAAUCCAGAUGAGUUCAACAAACUUCCGGUGCACAUUCGGGUGAAAUAUAGAGACUCUUCUGUGGUUUUACCUUUGGCAGAAAAGAUGGCAGGUCCUGAGGAUGAUUGGAAAACGAUGGGACACAAGGGGUUUAUGAAGAAAUAUGGGAAAGAGGUUUGUAGCCAGUAUCAAAUCCCAACAAAGGAAGAAAUGGAGUCCGCAGAUGUAGAUACAGAUGAUGAAAUGGAUGAGGAUGAGGGUGAUGAAAGCGAUGGAUCUGAAAUGGAUGAAUCUUAG
Molecule: messenger RNA, 1293 nt
Organism: Lentinula edodes (shiitake mushroom)
Lineage: Eukaryota; Fungi; Basidiomycota; Agaricomycetes; Agaricales; Omphalotaceae
Exons: 6
Coding region: 1-1293 (430 amino acids)
Source: RefSeq, a predicted model, not a curated record